Mizuhopecten yessoensis (Yesso scallop) is the source of this 4200-nucleotide messenger RNA. Its product is annotated as sodium-dependent proline transporter-like. Bases 189 to 2159 code for a protein of 656 amino acids. Lineage: Eukaryota; Metazoa; Mollusca; Bivalvia; Pectinida; Pectinidae. Gene Ontology annotation, biological process: sodium ion transmembrane transport. Gene Ontology annotation, cellular component: membrane. The record is from RefSeq and is a predicted model, not a curated record. The transcript is spliced from 15 exons. Gene Ontology annotation, molecular function: L-proline transmembrane transporter activity.
ACGUUAGAGAAGGGGCACUAUCUCAUAGGUGUACAGCAUACCUGAGUGUUUCUUCAUUUUGUCACGUGACUUGACCUAGCAUUGUGUGACGACCCAGUAAGUCAGAAUUGUGAACUUGUGAUACACGCACUGUACAUUGCUCUGGGAUUUAAUAUCUAACUGCGACGGAAAAAACCAGGACAUCUGCCAUGGCAAAGGAAGAGCCGGAGCGAGGGAAUUGGACAGGAAAACUGGACUUCCUGUUGUCAUGUAUAGGAUAUGCAGUAGGAUUGGGAAAUGUGUGGCGUUUUCCCUAUCUCUGUUACAGGAACGGAGGGGGUGCUUUCCUCGUUCCCUAUGUCAUCAUGUUGUUGGUGGCUGGUCUACCUCUUUUCUUCCUGGAGCUAUGUGUGGGUCAGUUCUCCUCUCAGGGGCCUGUUACUGCCUGGGCACUCAGUCCACUUUUCAUGGGUAUCGGCUGGGCCAUGAUUUUGAUCAGUGCCAUGGUGUGUACGUAUUACAACGUCAUCAUCAUGUACGCCGUCUAUUACAUGUUCGUGUCCUUCGUCAACCUUGACGACGAGUUGCCAUGGCAGAAAUGUGGAAAAGCCUGGAACACGGAUAAGUGUAGGGAUGAACCGUACCCUGACCUUUCAUCUAUGAAUGAGACGAUGAAGGUCAACGCUACACUAGGACUGAAAGACCAGACAUGUCUGUCUAAUAUACUGGGAACUCUAAGUACGCUACUCAACCAAACCUUCACAUCUGUAUCACAACUCAACUCCACAGUCCUAGCAGAUCAUACCGAAGACUGUGAUAUCAAAUUCGCGACAGCUAGUAGCGAAUACUGGAAUCGGUACGUACUGAGGGUUCACGAGUCUGACGGUCUUGAAGACAUCGGAAGUGUGAGUCUGAAAAACGUCCUCUGUCUCCUUAUCUGCUGGCUCUUCAUCUUCUUCUGUCUCAUGAAAGGUGUCAAGUCAUCGGGAAAGGUAGUAUAUUUCACCGCCACCUUCCCUUACGUCGUCCUCCUCAUUCUGCUGAUCCGUGGCGUCACCCUCCCAGGCUACUACAAAGGAAUCGAGUUCUACAUCUUCCCUAAAUGGGAGCUGCUGAAAAACCCAAAGGUAUGGGGGGAUGCUGCCACCCAGAUAUUUUACUCGCUCGGACCAGCCUUUGGGGGUCUUCUCACCAUGGCUAGUUACAAUAAGUUUAACAACAACUGUCUGCGUGACGCUGUGAUUGUAUCGUUCAUCAACUGUGGUACCAGUGUGUUUGCUGGCUUCGCUAUUUUCUCACUACUUGGUUACAUUUCCCAUACCACCAACGUGCCAAUCGAUAAGGUGGCAGAUAGCGGUCCAGGGUUGGCCUUCAUUGCCUACCCAGAAGGCAUUGCCAAACUGCCCAGUCCACCAAUAUUCGCCUUCCUCUUCUUCUUCAUGUUGUUUACUCUCGGACUUGACAGCCAGUUCGCCAUGAUGGAGACAGUCAUCAGCGGCAUCACAGACGUGUUUCCUAGGCAGCUAAGGAGUAGAAAGGCGCUCUUUACAUUCUUCUGCUGUAUGGUGGGGUUCGUAUUGGGUAUACCCCAGACGUGUAAGGGAGGUAUAUACCUGCUCACACUUGUUGAUUGGUACUCUGGUAGCUACAAUCUCAUGAUCGUCAGCUUCGUUGAAAUUGUAGGAAUUAUCUACGUAUACGGAAUCAAUAACUUCCGCCAAGAUAUCGAACUGAUGUUGGGAAAAAAAAGUCCGAUUGUAUGGGCUUAUUUCUACACGAUGUGGUUCGUCGUUACUCCACUAGCCAUUUUUUUCAUCGUGAUCAUGAUGGCUAUCAAUUACUCACCCGCCGUGCUGGGAGACUACACUUUCCCACCCUUUGCUGAGGCCAUCGGCUGGAUGAUGGUAUUGGCGCCCCUUAUGCUAAUCAUAAUUGGUGCAAUAGUCCAGAUUGUGAGGAAGGGAGGGGUUAGUGCCGCCAUCAAAUCAGAACCACAUUGGGGUCCUUCCGCUGACAAGGACCGCAAAGGCCCAAGAUAUGCCCCCAUUCAGAACCUACAAGCCGUCCCUGGAGGAAACGGCCACUUCCCAUCAAAUGUAGGCUACAACAGCGACAAGGGUAACCUCUACAUGGUUGGGCAGGACAACAAAGGCAUGAACCCGGACGCGGAACGGCUUUAAUACUGUAAUGAACGUCUGAUCGCCGGAAGCUGAUGACAGUUACAAGCGACAACUGACUGCUAACAAAACACAGGAAGUUCUCUUGGCCAUCUGUACUAGACCACCAAUAUGGAAUGUACGCCAUGGCCCUAUUAAACUUAGCUUGCAUUCAUAAGGAUGAGUCUGUGCUUGAAGUCAAUAUUCGCAUGACCGCCUUUUUCUAUAUAGAUAUUUAGUCCGACCCGCUGACUUUUCACGCAGUUUUAUGUGUGUCAUGCGACCAUUAGUAGGUAGUGUACGGAUAUAGAAGGAAAGGGCACACAUUCCCCUAAACUCAGACAACAAUUCAAUUUGUUUCAAAACCUGGUAUUUUAAAAGUAUUGUAUGUAUCUACCCCUAGAAUAUAUAAAGUGUCUCCUUAGAAUUCGAGUGGACUUUACAAUGCUCCAGCACACACACACGCACGCCAUAUUGAAGCUGUAUCACAUGUGUCCCCUAUCAUCAACAUGAAAUCCUGUAGUUAAUGGCGCGAAACGGUGAACCGAUCACGAUAUGUUUCUAUCUAUCAGACAGUUUAAGAACAAUUCGAAUGCUUCCUAUUUGACGCCAUUUCUAUCUUUUGAAGAAAGUCGUUUUUUUAUUGGCAAAUACAAAUUUCAAAACGAAAUAUACAAUAUACCAUGUGUAUUGCCACACCAAUGAGUGGAGUGUUUUUUACUCUGUGAAAUCCAGCUACAUAGUAUGGUAAUAUAUAAUGAUAUAAUUCUCAUAUGCUCAAGUACAUUCGGAACUUACAUGUAACAUAGAAAAGCACAUGUUGUACUGGUUAUAUUUGUUUCCUAUCUAACGUCUUCAUGUAACUAUGUUAGAUAUGUUUGCUCUUCAUUGACUGUGUAACUAGUCUAUUGGUUAUUUUUAUAAUUUAAUGCCUCGUGUUCAUUUUACAUAUCAAGUUAUACGUUUUAUUGCAGUAUACCUGACAAAAUUCACUUUAUUUUUUAUUUUAUUUUAAUGCAAAGAAUACAUUUUAUUUUGGGUGAAUUCGUAAGUGUCUGAUGUUACCUAUGAUAAUUGUCUUUUAACGUUAAAAUUUGGAAAAGUCACUGUGUCAGAAUGCAUGAACACGUGUUUCAUUUACGUUAUAGUAGAGUGUGUAACCUCCCUUAUUAAAAUAAAGCUAUUCCAUGUUAAUCAUAUAAUACACAUUUUAAUACGCAAAAAGUCAUUUAUGUUAAUAAGAGAUAAGUAGCCAUAUAAAAUGUCAUACUCCGAAAUGCAACGGUUAUAGCCAUAUACAAUCUGAUAUAAUGGAUAACAAAGGUAAUUAUCUAGACAGAAUACCAUGCUAUGGACAACAAUGAUAAUAAUUCGCCAUAUAGAAUCCUACAUUAUGGAAAACAACUUUAAUGUAAAAUCCUAUACAUACGACAUUUUGUGUGUGUUACAUGAGUUAAUAGUGCAUGAUAGCUAGGUUUUUUUCUGUAAGUGAAAAUUAAUGGUUUGCAGCCAGUCUUCUAUCAUCUAUAUAUAUGCGAAGGGUAAGCUACUUGCAGUAAUGGGAUCGAUAUUUUAACUAGAGAAAAUACAUCAAAGUAACACUGUGGUCUCCGCUAUACAAUUCAACUCACACUGCAGGGAGUUUGUAGAAUAGAAAUUUUGCGUAUUUUUUUUAUAACAGUCAGACCUCGUUUUCUCAAUGGAAAUGGAUCCUAAAAAACAUAGAAACGCACAGGGCAUUACUAAAUAUAGUCUAAUUAAAAGCUAAUUUUACCGAUAUCAUUUAACGAGGUCUGACUGCACUAUGCUUAAUUAGUUUGUAGAAUGUUCUGUGGACAGUAUUGUAGGUAUACCCGUGGACAGUAUUGUAGGUAUACCCGUGGACAGUUUGUAGGUAUACCCGUACCCGUGGACAGUAUUGUAGGUAUACCCGUGGACAGUAUUGUAGGUAUACCCGUGGACAGUUCCUCUUACAUGUUUCCUGUUAGUACUGUAUCAUGUGCACGUAAGAAAAUCUUUGUAUAUUAUAAGCAGAUAUUUUUAUUAAUAAAAUCUGAUAAUCCAU